Molecule: messenger RNA, 1895 nt
Organism: Phragmites australis (common reed)
Lineage: Eukaryota; Viridiplantae; Streptophyta; Magnoliopsida; Poales; Poaceae
Product: probable solanesyl-diphosphate synthase 3, chloroplastic
Exons: 6
Coding region: 7-1467 (486 amino acids)
Biological process (GO): isoprenoid biosynthetic process; plastoquinone biosynthetic process
Cellular component (GO): chloroplast
Molecular function (GO): prenyltransferase activity
Source: RefSeq, a predicted model, not a curated record
AAUUUCAUGUUCUCAAAAAGUAAUUUGAGAUCUUUAUCAAUCACAGAGCAAGGCAGCGAUAAGGCGCGGGCGGCCAUACAAAGCCGCCCACGCAGGCACGGGUCCCCCGCCUGUGGUCACCUGCCGCGUCGCGUGUCACCACAAGCUCCCAAAAGCACGCGGUCAACAGCCUCACCGCACGUCGCAGCGGCAACCAAAGAAAUGGCGGCGCCGUCGUCCUCCCUCGCCUCGUCCUCCCACCUCUCCCGCCACGCCACCGCCGCCCCAUCGCACUCAUCUCCGCAGCAGCUCCGGCUCGGGUGCUUCUCCCGCCGCGGCGCGCAGACGCAGCAGCAGCGCGUGCGGUGCCGGUGGGCCGGCCGGGUGGCGCCGAGGCGGCGCGCGCCAGGUGUCUGCUUUGUUGUCUCACCCAGCCAGCCAGGCCUUGCUGCAAUCGAUGUGCCAGCAGCGACGAUUCCUAAUGACACGACUACGAGCGUGCCCGAGCGUACUUCCGUGUCCUCGCUUUUGGAGGUCGUAUCGGACGACUUGCUGAAGCUCAACAACAAUCUGAAAUCACUUAUUGGUGCAGAAAAUCCAGUUUUGGUUUCUGCGGCUGAACAAAUUUUUGGUGCUGGUGGAAAGAGAUUAAGACCAGCAUUAGUUUUUCUGGUGUCUAGAGCAACUUCUGGAUUAGCUGGUUUGUCGGAGCUAACUGCAGAACAUCAACGCUUGGCAGAGAUUAUCGAGAUGAUUCACACUGCAAGUUUAAUACAUGAUGAUGUCAUAGAUGAUAGUGGAAUGCGAAGAGGGAAGGAAACUAUUCAUCAGCUAUAUGGUACACGGGUGGCUGUACUUGCUGGAGAUUUUAUGUUUGCACAAUCUUCUUGGUUUCUUGCAAACCUAGAAAACAUUGAAGUGAUAAAGCUGAUCAGCCAGGUAAUCAAAGAUUUUGCAAGUGGCGAGAUAAAACAAGCAUCUACUCUUUUUGACUGUGAUGUCACCCUUGAUGAUUACCUUCUCAAGAGCUACUACAAAACUGCUUCUCUGAUUGCAGCAAGCACUAGGUCAGCCGCCAUAUUCAGUGGUGUCAGCACCACUAUUUGUGAACAAAUGUAUGAAUAUGGCAGGAAUCUUGGGCUCUCCUUCCAGGUAGUUGAUGACAUUCUGGACUUCACCCAAUCAGCUGAACAACUUGGCAAACCAGCAGGAAGUGACUUGGCAAAGGGAAAUCUGACAGCUCCGGUCAUCUUCGCUUUGCAAGAUGAACCACAGCUAAGGGAGAUCAUUGAUUCCGAGUUCAGUGAGACGGAUUCGUUAGCUGCUGCCAUAGAGCUUGUUCAUAGAAGUGACGGAAUAAGGAGGGCACAUGAGCUUGCAAGAGAGAAGGGUGAAUUAGCAAUCCAAAAUCUGCAGUGCCUUCCGAGAAGCGACUUCAGAAGUACCCUUGAGAAGAUGGUAAAAUAUAAUCUUGAAAGGAUUGAGUAGAUGGAUUACUUGAUUGCUCCAUCGGAUACAGACCUCUUUUGCAGGUUUGAAGUACUCCCAUAUAAAUACAGCUUUUCAGCCCCUUUCAGAAGAUAUGAUUUCAAAAGAAGUUCAGAGGAAUUGCACUAUUUCAUACAUAUUCUGGGGAAUCCCUGUGAAGCAGGCCAUUACUAUCAUGUUUGAUUCUGUGAGAUGAUUUAUGCAGGAUCAUCAGAAAACAAGGACUUCACCACAUGCCCGAACACCUUGUGCCUACAUGUAUCUGAGCUUACUUUGCAGCUCUUAAACUUAGCAUUCUUUUGUUUUGCAAUUUGCGCAUGCUUACAGGCAACAAAUUAUGCGCCAUACUUGUACGGGCACCCGACAGGCUGACACUUGUAUAACAUUUGUGCACUCUGGAUCGAUGGGAUGUAUAUGUUUCUCUGGGA